CCACUAUCCAGUUUCCAGGGUAUCCGGUGUCGGGGUCUGGUUAUUUAUUUAUAUAAAUUGUACCACUGAGUGAAUGCGCAAUUUACCGGUAGCUUUUGCUGUCGUCGUUUGUUAAUUAAUUAAUUAAUUAAUUUUAUUUAUAAUUAGUAUUCAUUUUAUUUAAAAUAAUUUAAAUAAAAUGGCUGUUAUUCGCGAUGAUUUACUGAAAGAAUUUGGAUUCUGGAGUUCGGUUCUUGUUUUGAAAAUACUGAUGAUGGCUGUUCUUACUGCACGUCAACGAUUUUCUAAAAAGGUGUUUGCUAAUGCAGAAGACCUUCCAGACAAGUCAGCAAAAGUAUCCACUGGUGAUCCCGAUGUUGAACGAGUACGCCGGGCACAUUUGAACGACCUGGAGAAUAUUCUUCCCUGGUUUGUUAUCACACUGGUUUGGCUGUCAACUGGACCCUCAAAUUUCCUCGCCAUGGUUCUAAUCAGAACCUUCGCUAUCUCUAGAAUUAUUCAUACCAUAGCCUACGCUAUUUUUGCUGCCCAACCAUACAGAGCGAUCGCAUGGUUCGUUGGCUACGGCAUCACCAUUUAUCAAACCAUCUCCGCAAUGAUUUAUUACUUUUAAUUUUUUAUUUUAUUGGUCCACAUUCAGCAGAAAAAUAUAUUUUAGGGACCAGCAAUAAUAUUAAUUCUUAAGUACAAUAACAUUCUAGUAGUAAAUGAUUUUUUCCCUCAGGGUAGCAAAGAGAACAUAUAUAUAUAUAGAUUACAAAUUUAUAAAUGUUGAUUCAUUAUAAAAUAUUUUUAAUCGUAAAUUCCAAUCAAAUUUUUAUUUUUAGAUAAAGUCAAUAUUUUUAUACACUUAGAAAAUAUUGAUUAAUUUUUAUACUUAGUAAUGUAAACAUCUGAUGACAUCUUGCGAUAAAAUAAAAAUGAUAAAUAAA
This is a messenger RNA of Microplitis mediator, 932 nucleotides long. It is a transcript of the gene Mgstl, whose product is annotated as microsomal glutathione S-transferase 1. The transcript has 2 exons. The coding region runs from base 179 to 613 and encodes 144 amino acids. The record is from RefSeq and is a predicted model, not a curated record. Gene Ontology annotation, cellular component: membrane. NCBI's taxonomy places the organism in Eukaryota, Metazoa, Arthropoda, Insecta, Hymenoptera, Braconidae.